AUGGCUUGCUGCUCAAUUAUUUUUCUAUCAGUAAUUGCACUAUGCUCUGCUGCAGAACCAGCAGUGCGAGUCUCUGUUGCACAAUCCGCAUUACAGAAUCUGAAAAAUGAGUUUAUUUCCUACGUUGUCAGUAAAGCUCAGACUGAAAAAAUUCCUGAUGUAAACAUUACAAGCACCUUGUCAACAUAUAUCUUCACUAAUAUUACACUUUCUCAGCUUGAGUUAUCCAGUAAUAACACAAAUAUCAUAUUUAAUCCAUCAAAAUCCACAAUCAGUCUAAGUGUAACAAACUUUACAUUUGCCUUAUCCAUGAAUGUUCAGUUCAGAUUUCCAUUUGCAGUAACCGGAACGAUGGAUAUCACCUUUACUAACGGCUCAUUUGUUCUCCCGAUUUCAAUUGGUGACUCAAAUGGUAAAAUUAACUUCCAAGUUGGAGAAAUCGAUGAGGAUGAGCUGGCAUCUUUGAAAGUAUCAAUUAGCACAAAUAACAGAAUAUUCAGAUUAAUACAGUUCUUUAACUCCCUUCUUUAAGAGCAAAAUAGGAUAACUUUAUUUUUGGGGAUAGUGAGUGAGCAAAAAUGUUUUAAUAUAGCAAUUUUUUCACAAAUGAUACUUUUAUUGUAGUUAAUGACUAUAAUUAUGAAAAUCAGCGAUUCUUUUGCAUUACUACAUCUUUAAACAAAUUUUAUUUCCUGUCAAAUAUUUACAGAUAGAAUUUUUUAAAAUAUCAAAUUAUAUAAAUCCUCAAGCAAAAAAAUUUUGCUCACUAAGAAAGGGAGUGAGGGAUUUUGGCCAUUUAACAAGCUUGCAGGGCAUUCUAUUAAAAAAUAUGCUUCCACUCUAGGAGAAUCGUUGAAUCCUGGAAUUGAGAAGAUUUUAAGCAAACUGAGCUACACUUAUGCUGUUACCAAUUAUACCACUGUUGACUAUCACUUUCUAGAUUUCGCAAUAGCUGACGAGCAACAUAUUAAAGGCGAUAUCAAUGGAACUUUUUACCUCACAAGCCAGCCCAAAGUUGCCCCACAAGUUACUCAAGCUGCCCAGCCUCCAGCUUGGGCUUCAGAUGAAGGGGUAAGAAUCCAAUUCACUGAAUACUUCCUGAAUACCUAUUUUUGGAGCAUACAGACUGCUGGGCUUCUUAAUUAUUAUCUUAUAGGCUCUCAAGCUCAAAACUUUCCAUUGAAAAUGACAACGACUGGCCUAGUACCUGUGGUUCCAAAUUUAAGCAAAGCUUAUGGCUCAAGCAAGCAAGUUGAUGUCAGCUGUAACAUUUAUCAGGCUCCUGUUGCAGUGAUUGGCCAAAAUGUAAAUAUCACAGCCAACCUAUAUUGCGAUUUUAUUGUCCAUGUGAACUCUACAACUACUGCCAAAGCGUUCAGAACUCAAAUGACGUUGUCUAAUUUAUUGAGUGCCUAUUUGGAAAAUACUGAUUCUGGCGUCUUUUUAUAUGGAGAAUUCGAUGAGCUUGCAAUUCAGUUCUCAAAUUUCCAGAUUUUGAACAGCAAUGUCGGAACUAUUAGUUCUACCAAAGUAGCUGCUGCUUUUAGCUAUAGCGCUUAUUCCAUUGUUAUGAAAAUCAACUCUUAUUUAAUGGAGCAAGGAGUUAAACUCCCAUUGCCUGAUGGAGUUAUGCUUACAGAUGAAGUCUUCAUCACUAGUCCUGGCGCCGUGGAGCUUGGGGCUACUCCAGACUUCUCCAAUCUGAUGAAAGCAAUUUCAGAAAAUAAGUAA
Molecule: messenger RNA, 1731 nt
Organism: Blepharisma stoltei
Lineage: Eukaryota; Ciliophora; Heterotrichea; Heterotrichida; Blepharismidae
Source: the annotation of a GenBank genome assembly